GGGUGUCACGAUAAUCGUGAGAGCCACUCCACUGCCCCAAGGAGAAAAUAAAAGGUUUGGCUUUGCGGAGAUAGUGACUAAGUGUAGUUAUCAAUCCGUAUACAAUAGAUAAAAAUUAACGAAACCUGUUUUAAGCAAACCGCAAAUCUGUUAGAAAUGUGUCAAUUUAUUCGUACAAAUCAUGCACGCAGUAAAUAAUCAAAUAAAAAUGCAAAAGCCCUAAGAUUUUUGAAGGUUUAUCCCCCCAGCAACAAUAUGCUGGCACGGAAACUGUUAUCGCAAUACCAGCUGUGGCAUCCGCUUUUAUGUUGUUUGUUUUUCUUCAACCGUAUUGCGUCGCGUGUAGGUAGACAGAACGUCUCACAUUUGAAAAAAAAAAUUAUUUCAAUAUGCGAUUUACAAUUGGCUUUUGGCAGGUUUAAACUUUACUGGGAUUUCUCUUUGGAUGUAAUGCCAAAAUGGUCAGUUGCCAAGGAAACAUUUUCUUUUUUCGGUGAAAACAUUAGUAUUCUAGGCGGGUAAGUUAAAAGGUUCAUGUCAGUCAACUGGCUUAGGAACAUGCAAAUGCCAAAAGGAAAUGCACGUCAUUGGGUGGUAGUUUUGUUAUUUUGUCGACACAACCAGCCUAAAAAGGACCUAUAGCAGGGGCUUGGAUAAGGUGAUCGUUUAUUACUUCAUAUACUUACUGUUGGAAAAUAGAUCCACCUGUUGCUUUCAUGUACAUUUUUAUUCAUAGUUUGAAAAAUUGAAUGGACGCGUGUGCACCUCAGCGUCUUGCUUGGAAUUAAUGCCCGAAGAGCCUUUGAGCGUAUCGUUUUUUAUAAACGCAUGAUUUAAACGGAUGUUUUUUGUGAUUUUUGGUUACACAAUUUUGUGGGUAGGGUCUACUGUAACAAUUUCCCUGCAUCCGUCAGGAAAUAUUUUUAGAAAUAAACAAAAUUGCCGACUGUUUAGCCUUGGGUUAAAGAGGAGGGGCUACGUAUGGGGGGGCUUUUGGAUAUGGCGCAACUUUCAGACUUUGGCUUGAGUCAAACAGCUCUGUGCUUGUAGUUGGGAUUUUUGUCCCGUGUCAGUGUGGUUGUGUAUUAACAGUCUGAACAGAAACGUGGUGCUACGGUGGUUGUUACUUUCAUCUUUUGUUUAAGAAUUAUUCAUGAUCUCCUUCUCGGUUCACUAUGACCAUCACUUAUACAGCACAAGUUGCAACUUGCACAGGGCUUGGAUGUUUUUGGAAACUACUUUUCUGUUGGAAAGGCUCGAUUUAUAAGCUACUAUGGCCAAAUCUGGCUGUUUACAUUCUCCUGUACUAUUCGUUGUACUUUGUCUACCUUUUUGCUUUGGAUGAACCAGGACAGUUACAAUUUGAGAAGAUAGCCAAACAUUGCUUAGAGUAUUCUGAUCUCAUCCCAUUGUCGUUCGUCCUUGGCUUUUAUGUCAAUCUAGUAGUGAAGCGAUGGUGGGAAAUGUUCCAGGCCAUCCCUGGAACUGAUACUCUUGCAAUAUUUAUAUCCAACUCGAUUCCCGGUCAGGACGAGCGGUGUCGAAUGAUGCGACGCACUAUCAUGCGGUACGUCAAUCUUUCAUACGUCAUGAUAUUGUCAAUGGUCUCAACGCGGGUCAAAAAACGAUUCCCAACGCUCGAUCACCUUGUUGAAGCUGGUAUACUGUUGCCCAACGAAAAGAAAAUCUUUGAUGACCUUAACGCUCGCUCGCGUUAUAGUAAGUUUUGGAUGCCACUCGUUUGGGCUGGAUCGAUCGUCACAAGAGCCCGCAGGGAAGGGCGGAUACGUGAUGAUUUUGCUGUCAAAACUAUACUCGAUGAACUGUGUUCCUUCCGGUCCAAGUGCGGUGCGCUUAAUGGUUACGACUGGGUUCCUGUUCCGUUGGUUUACACUCAGGUUGUAACGUUGGCAGUUUAUACUUUCUUUAUGGCCACGCUAAUGGGUCGCCAACUAGUUGGCGAGCAGAAAGACUUGUACGUCCCGGUAUUUGCAUUUCUCCAGUUUUUCUUUUACAUGGGUUGGCUUAAAGUGGCCGAAAGUUUGGUCAACCCGUUUGGCGAAGACGACGACGAUUUUGAAACCAACUGGUUAAUUGAUCGAAAUCUUCAGGUAUCUUACUUGAUCGUUGAUGAAAUGCACAACGAGCAUCCGGAACUACUACGCGAUCAGUACUGGGAUGAAAUGCCGCAAGAACUGCCACAUACGAUUGCAUCUCAGGCUUUCCGCACGUCUCCUCAUAUGGGCUCAACGGCUCAUUUGGCGAUGACAGCUUACGAGAAAGAUAUAUUCCCUUCGUCGUCACAGCUUCACAAACUGGAUGAAGAAAGUGAAGACCAAAGUACGGAAAACGAAGGAAUCUCACCGGAAGAUGGCGGAGAGGCAGGAUUACCGGUUAAGGGACGAAGCACUAAGAAGAAAGUUCAGCGUCAAAUGUCUUUGCAGUCCGAGGCACCAAAUUCGUUCAAUAGCACAUCUCGUCUCCGAAUGUCGCACAAAGCACCAUCUGUUAUGUCUGUCUUCCAGAAAGUUUUCAAGAGAGAUAACACUAUGGGAAGCAAUGUAUCCAUCGCAUCUGGAUAUACUCGUAAACCGGGAUUUAACCGUAGUAACAGCCGGUACAGUACAACUGGAGUUAGCCGUCCACAUUCUCCGAUAGUUUUUGGACCACAGGAAGAUAUAUUCAAGAUGUCUGAUCUGAGUAUUGAUUCUGGAUCCUCAACUCCAGUUAACACUCCUAUAGGAAAUCCACCUGCCGUUAAGGAACUCCCCCCAUUAAAUCUGAAGAAAGCGAAUGAAAGGCGCAGCAAAUUUGGCAAGAAUUUGAGUGUCGAACAACCUAUGGGAUCCUUCGUUAUCUCAGACACCGAAGACGAACCGCUAAUUGCAAGCAAUGCGCCAUCUCCUGCGGCGCCUCUUACCGCAUCAGCUCAAAAUUCGCCAAUGUCAAGACACAAGCAAUUGCUAGCGGCGAAUAAAUCAAGUCCAAAACUAUUGCCGAAAUUCUCUCAUAGCCCACAGGGAUCUCCAAGGAUUACUCGGGUCCCUCCAGUAGCCUUUUUUAUGGGAUCGGAUGCAUCGCAAACUGAUCGAGCUUCCACGUCGAAAGCAGCAGCACCUCCCAAGAAAAUCCAUGUUGUACCUUUGGCCGAAGAAGAAGAGGACGGUCCCACAGAGGAGAUCACAAGUGACAUUGCUGCGAUUAUUUCAAAUGGUUCAUCUAUGCGGCCGCCUCUAGUAGUUGCAGCAAGAACGCAUAAAGACAGUCUACGUGAGGUAUCAGAGCUAGAGCCAAUCGAUGAGCAAGGCGAGCGCCAUGAGUCAACUUCGGUUGAAUCAGUUUCAAUUGAAGAAAAGCAGGAGGAUAAAUAAUGUAACUUAGCUUAUCAUAACUGCCAUUUUAUUUAGAUGAAGAAGCAUUCCGUGUUCAUACUAAGACUUCACUUUUGCCCUACUGCCCUUACUGUACAGAUUAUGACUCCCUGAAUUAGUUAUAGUUCUCUGAAUCUUUUAUAUAUUUUUUUUUUCGUCAUGAUGGAUACCUGACACGUCAUCCGAACACAAAAAUACUCUGUUUCACCUUACCCUACAACCUGUUGAACAAACUAAGAAUCUAUGAGUUUUAAAUUAUAACAUCAUUUUAAAAGCAUUAAAUAGGUCAAAAAUCGUGCACAUAUUUUAAGAAGCUCUUCAAAAGUGCAAAGCGCAUACUGUUGAUUUUUUAUUUCGGCAUUUUUGCGGCGUUCCUAGUUUUCGUGUCUUCCAUGCUUUGAUCUAACCUUGUAUCAUGCUGGUAUGUGUUUCUAAAAGUACGUUAACACGAUCAUCUUUUCCCUAUUGUUGAAGCUUACAUAUAUAAGUUAUGUAUAUGCAUGCAUAGGAAAACUUAAGGAUUACAUACUGAAGUACGUGCAAAAACAGGAGGGAACGUACCCUUCUGAAAUCACCGUUAAGACGUCUUAUAAUUCUAUCCGUAACCCUGCGCAUUUCAAUAUUGGUUGACAAUAAAAAAUUUACCUUUC
Molecule: messenger RNA, 4021 nt
Organism: Daphnia magna
Lineage: Eukaryota; Metazoa; Arthropoda; Branchiopoda; Diplostraca; Daphniidae
Product: bestrophin-1
Exons: 14
Coding region: 1176-3371 (731 amino acids)
Molecular function (GO): chloride channel activity
Source: RefSeq, a predicted model, not a curated record